Sycon ciliatum is the source of this 1139-nucleotide messenger RNA. RefSeq lists its product as uncharacterized. Lineage: Eukaryota; Metazoa; Porifera; Calcarea; Leucosolenida; Sycettidae. Bases 240 to 1139 code for a protein of 299 amino acids. The record is from RefSeq and is a predicted model, not a curated record. The transcript is spliced from 2 exons.
UUUUUAUUCAGACGUCUUGGUAUAUCUUCCCGAACGAAGUUACAUUCGUCUACAGCAGCAUCUACACCGUGUUGACUUUCGGACUCGGACACGUCUGUCUCAAAGAGGACCUAAAUCGACUUAAAGUCAGCACUCUACUCCUCAUCCAACCAAUCACACUUCUUCUCAUCUUCCUGGCUAUACGCAUUGCACGAUCUUACAACUACCUUGGAACUCGAUUGGCAAGACUUCAGAGCAACAUGAAACUAGUGCGGGUCAUGUGGUUUGUUCUUGUCUACAGCUACUUUAUGCUCACCUUCACAGCUCUCAGUGUGUUCUGGUGUGUGAAAAUCAACGACAGGCAGGUGCUUGCCAUGGAUGGUUCCGUAGAUUGCUAUGUGUCACCGCAUCUAGGCUAUGUCCUGGCAGCAGUCGCAAUCCUGGCCAUAGUUAUCCUCCCACCGCCAUUGCUAUUACUCAUUCGACGAACACAUGGUCAUAUCAUGUUGAAGGGUUUCGUGGACGAGGCGUGCUGCAUGUACACUGAUGAGUGCCGCUGGUGGUCAGCUGUGAACCUGUUGAGGCGUAUUGCCAUUGGCCUGCUUGGAUCACUACCGUUUUCGAGCGCGGUGUCCAGACUGUUGGUGACAUCUGGAUUCCUUCUGCUACUUCUGAUUGUGUAUAGCACAGUUCGGCCUCUUCGGAAGGGUGAUUUUGCGGGUGUUGGCUACAACACAUGGGAGUCGUUCAUGCUCUGUAUUUCCAUCUGUAUCUCGGUACUCUACAGUGUCAUGUACGAGUCGCAGAUGACCGAAAACUAUGUGUUAUGGGUCAGUGGGGCACUCUUCCUUACGCCCACUGCGUUGGUGCUAACAGCACUCCUCUGUCGACAAUGCCUAGCCAAGGAGGGAGGCUACGGAAGAUUCAGGACUCUCUCCGUUCGCCGCAUGUUGCGGCGUCGGCAAGAGGGACGUAGACGGGAGAGAAACGAAUCACAUCUGGACGAAACAGCCUUGGCUAACUUGAUAGGCGACAUCAGAGACCCACUCUUAGUUGAUAACAUACGUGAUCAAGAAGAGGGUCGUCUCAAAAUUAUGUUGUGUGACCAUGCACCUGAUAGAUCUUCAACAACACGAAAAACUGUAUUUGCUGUAAAUUAG